Trichomonas vaginalis G3 is the source of this 741-nucleotide messenger RNA. RefSeq names its product ribonuclease inhibitor domain-containing protein. The transcript has a single exon. Bases 1 to 741 code for a protein of 246 amino acids. The record is from RefSeq and is a predicted model, not a curated record. NCBI's taxonomy places the organism in Eukaryota, Parabasalia, Trichomonadida, Trichomonadidae.
AUGACAGAUGGAAAAUCUGUUUAUACAGGAGAAAAUAAUAAAACAUUAGUUGUAGUUGUUCCCACAUAUCAAGGUGAAUUUGUUAUUCCUAGUUUUGUUCGAGAGAUAUCUGAUGGAUGUUUUCGCACAUGCCACAUUACAAGCAUUAUUUUUCAUGACAGUAUCACAUCCAUUGGUGCAUGGGCUUUUGCUGUGACAGAUUUAACUUCGAUACGACUCCCUGAUAAAAUAACAAUCAUCAGGUAUAAUUUGUUCAGAGAAUGUCCUAGUUUAAUAGCUGUAAAUUUCUCUAAUAAAACAACAGUUAUAGAACAACAAGCUUUUCAAGGUUGCCUUAACUUAGCUUUAAUAGAAUUCCCAGCAUCAUUGGAGACUAUUGGGCCUUCAGCUUUUGCUGUAUGUCCAAAAUUAAAAAUUGAUGCAUCGAAAAAUGAAAAUGUAAACUAUGUAGAUGAUAUGUUAUUUACAAACAAAAAGAAAACGCUUUCUAGUUAUUUUGGAACAGACUCGAAUAAAGAUUUAAUUGUCCCAGAAGGAUUAACAGAUGUUGGUGCAGGUACAUUCAUGUCCAAAAAAUUGAAAUCAAUAGUUUUCAAUGGGGCGACACUUGAAAACAUUAAUUUUCAAGCAUUCAGAAGUUGUUCUUUAGAAACGAUAUCGUUACCUUCAAGUUUAAGAUAUAUAGGACAGGAAUGCUUUGCAAACUGUAAUAAUCUAAAAACUGUGACGUUUAGGGAGUGA